Drosophila santomea is the source of this 2349-nucleotide messenger RNA. Its product is annotated as fas apoptotic inhibitory molecule 1. Bases 1617 to 2303 code for a protein of 228 amino acids. The record is from RefSeq and is a predicted model, not a curated record. The transcript is spliced from 5 exons. Lineage: Eukaryota; Metazoa; Arthropoda; Insecta; Diptera; Drosophilidae. Gene Ontology annotation, biological process: negative regulation of extrinsic apoptotic signaling pathway via death domain receptors; positive regulation of neurogenesis; canonical NF-kappaB signal transduction.
GUUUGCUUAUGAGCACAGAAUAAGUUAAAAAACUAAAGGAUUGCAAGAGGAAUAUAACUAGUAUUAUUUUCGAGAUUUCUAGACGGAAAAUGCGGAAAACUCCCAUGGUGCUGUAGUUGGCAGAUCCGCGAGCAAGCGUGGAAAAAAUGAAUGUUUUCAUGAAUGUACGUACUUAUUUAUUUUGUAGAGCACUAAUAAUUACACUAGCACACUGCCUCCGGGGAGCUUCGUGCUGAAAGGGGAGUUGAUGGGUGGCGGGCAGCCUUGUCCUUGUCAAAUGUUUCGUUAUCUGCCACCGUUGUUGUUGUUCACACACCAGCAAACACACACACACACACACACACAAGAACGCCCAUCGCCACCCACUCCGCCCCUUUGAUAGCGCCAACAUCAACUAAAACUGUAAGCGACUUCAAACGGCGCUUUGUCAGUGACCUUCGCGUGCUGGGGCGAUGGCAUAUGUUUCUCUUGCCACCCACCCACUUGGGUGGCCAUAUGGGGGAGGUAAUGGGUUGGAGCCAUGGAGCGUUGGGAAACUUGAUUUGACAUAUGAUGUGCCCGUUUCGUUGGCGACUCCUUACCCAAUCUGGCCCAAAUACAUUUAUCAAUAUCGCUUCUGGUCGAUUGAAAUAGCAACCGGAGGCGGCAAGUCUUCACCUCCGUUUGGCAGCGAAAGCGAAAGAAAUCCGCCCAUUGCCCACUAACCCCACCCAAUCGGUCAUUAGCAUUUUCGGCGUGUAUUUAUGGGCAGAAAAUGUUGCGCCAUAAACAUGACAACAAAACAAAAUGCGACAAAUUUGCGACGAUUGGCCAUGUGGCACAGUGAGUUCCUAUCCUAUUCCCCAGGGCCAAAUAAUUGUCAUCCAGAAUAAAAUAUGUAUGCACGAAUAUUGUUUGGCUUACGCUCAAUUGGAGGCCAUAGGCAUUGGCGAAAAAAACCCAGAGCCAAGCCAGCCCAAAUUGCAAUGCAGAAACAAUUGCAUACUUGACGGGGCAAAGUUUAUUUUUAUGCGAGCGACACUCGGUGGGGUAUUGAGAAGUGGUUACAGUGAGGACUUCAUAUCGUGAACGGAAAAGUUAACUGCCAUAUUUGGUAGGAAAUGGUGAUGAUUUCCUUAACUUCACUUUGCGAUAUGUAUGGCAAAUAUCGGGCUUAAAUGCUAUAGUUUGCCUGGAUGUGUGUAAGUCCUAAGGGGCAUUCCCUGUACACACACUCAUCCGCAUAUCCACACGCACGAGUAGUGGAUACAAAUCAACUCUGUUUUGGCGCCAUGCGGCGUAGUUGCUCUGCACUUUGGCAGACCGACAAACGCGACCGCGGCCGCGACUCUCGGCCAGAAGCACGGCUGAGGCUAAGGCCAGGCCAGAGCAGAGGAGCAGAGCAGAGCUGCCGGAGAGCCCAGUUCGGCCAAAAGGCAAAGGCAAAGGCAGCCAGCCGGGCCAACUAGUUUUUCUUUGGUUCCUCCUUUGGCUUUCAUUGUACACGGUUUUGUUGUUUAGUGUGCCAUUGGCGCUAACAACGUGCGGUUCGGUCUUGCGGUUUUCUCGCCGCCCGCUGAAGUCGAGCCAGAGCCAGAGCCAGAACCAGUGCCAGAUCGACACGAGGCUCCAGACCCAUGUCCUUUCUAUCGCCCACGCUGCGCCUGGAGAAUCUGUCCACGCAGCCCACGAUGACGCAGGAUCAUGUGCCCGAGGACCAGCGCUAUAACAAACAAAAUAUCGUCGCCCAAUGGUGUGUGCCCAUCAAUGGCAAGAUGUACCGCAUCGAGCUGGAACAUGGCACAACCAGUGGGCGCCGCAUGAUUUGGGUCAAUGGACGGGAAGUCUUGCGUCGCGACUGGAUGUUCAAACUGGUUGGCGAGGACACCUUUCACAUCGAUCAGACGCGCUGCAUCAUACGCGUUGAUCCUGCGCCGGGUUUCAAGUACGAGUACUCCCUCUACAUCGACGGCAAGUCGCACGACCAGUACACCGAGGACAUGACACGGCAGUAUCGACUGUGGCUAUAUACAGAUGAUGCGGCCGCAGAGGCGCCGCAGGAAUAUAGAAUAAUGCUGAAGCUGGACACGCUGAGUCUCUAUGUGAACGAUGAGCUGCGCACCGAGGAGUCGGUUUUUGUUCACGGCGGCACAGACACCAAGUUCCUGCUGCAGGACACGGAAUUCGUGCUUCAGGCACGCUCAAGUGGCAAUAAACAUGAUGGCAUCGUUCACACUCUGCUGGCGAAUGGGGUGCCAGUUCCGGAGGCGAAGAUUCAGGAGAUUAUGCAAGAGCCGGUCUCCAUUUUGCAGAGCAGCAACUGAGGGCUCCACACGAUAGGAUAACGUUUUGCAUUUGUUGAAUUUGUGC